Coregonus clupeaformis (lake whitefish) is the source of this 1808-nucleotide messenger RNA. Its product is annotated as gremlin-2-like. Gene Ontology annotation, molecular function: receptor ligand activity; BMP binding. The record is from RefSeq and is a predicted model, not a curated record. The coding region runs from base 481 to 1035 and encodes 184 amino acids. Lineage: Eukaryota; Metazoa; Chordata; Actinopteri; Salmoniformes; Salmonidae. Gene Ontology annotation, biological process: animal organ morphogenesis. The transcript has 2 exons.
AGUGAGUAUGUUUGUGGAAAGAGGAGGGAGGAUAAGUAUGCAGAGAAAUAGAGAGGGUAAGGGAGAGAGGUGAGGCUUGGUUUGAUUCAUGUUGUGAUCAGAGCCAAUAGAAAGCCCCCGUCUAUGUCUAGGGGAAAGCAGAAGUGAGAGUCCAAACCCAGCUGUAGACACACAGAGACAGCACUAGAAUACUGAGACACAGAAACCCAAUGGCAGAGAAAGACAGAUUACACAAAGAGAGGAGAAAGAGAUAUAUACAUAUUUUGAGAUAAAUAUGGAUUAUUAAUAAACUCAAAGAUACAGACUCAGUGGAGAGAAACAGGACCACAGACCUUGGGACACUCAACUGACAGUCCACCUCAGGAACCACUGCUGUUCCCAUGGAAACCAACACCAGGAUUCCCUCUCCAGGACCAGUAAGGGUGGACAGCUACCCCUAACGGAGACGGGAUCACCCCACUGUCCCGGGACACUGUGAGAAUGUUUUGGAGAAUCACUCUCCCGGUCCUACUGGCUGGGGUGCUCUGUGUUGCCACAGAGACCAGGAAGCCCCGCCCCCAGGGCUCCAUCCCCUCACUUUUCAAGACCAAAGGCAACCUGUCGGAGCGUCAGCGCCUGUUGCCGCGGAAACCCGAAGUCCUUUCGUCAAGUCGGGAGGCCCUGGUGGUCACGGAGCGCCGGUACCUCCGACGUGACUGGUGCAAGACGCAACCCCUCCGCCAGACAGUGAGCGAGGAGGGCUGCCGGAGUCGUACAGUGGUCAACCGCUUCUGCUAUGGCCAGUGUAACUCCUUCUACAUCCCCCGCCACAUGAGCCCCAGCUCAAAUCGAGGCCCAGGGUCCGGCCGGAAGAACCACAACAAGGCCCAAGAGCCCUUCCAGUCCUGUUCCUUCUGCAGGCCGCACCGCAUCACGCAGCUCACUGUGCAGUUGGACUGUCCAGGUCUGCAACCGGCCUUUCGCCAUCGCAAGGUGCAGCGUGUCAAACAGUGUCGCUGUAUGUCGGUGGACGUGAGUGGUAACGGAAAACUGUGAGGAAUUCUUCGGAACCAGACCAUGACAGUCACCAUGGACACUAAUGUGACUGUGAAAGUGAAUGUUAACAUGAACAUGAAUAGCAUAGACAUGACAGGGGACAAGUACCUCUCCCUUAUAUUGGACUAUUCUGCAUCAUCACUUUGUACACAGGUCUACUGGUCACACUAAAUGAACCCUACAGGUACUGGUAGUACAGAGUGGCCCAUCUAUUAGACCUUUGACUAUAUGGACAGCUAUGGUGAAACUGCAAAGCGAAGACAUAAAUGGAAGCAUAGCACAACACCAACUGAAGCACAGACAUGUUUCAGUUCAACACAGUCAGUCAUAUAAAACCACUGGGUCCUUCAACUCUAUACAAACUGGUCAUAUUACCUUACCUAUGGCCAUGGACUGAAGGCCCCUUUCAGCUGGCCUUUGGCUCUAGAAGGGACAUAUAAAACCAUAAACACAGCACCAAGUUCUAGACUGAAAGUGGAGCUCUUCAGCUGUCUAUGGCAUGUUGUGUUGUGUUGUGGACUGGGCUUACCUGGGGGAACUGUCCAGCCAAUAGGGCUUCAGAUUGAGAGAAAGACCCCUAGUCUGUCUAAGUAUUUGCCUGUGGAUUUCAGAGCCACCUGUGAAAUAUUUCACACAAAUAUCAAGCUAGCCAGUAAAGAAAUGAUAUUAUUAUUUUAUGUAUAACUGUUGUACUAUAAAUAUAUAUGUAUAUGUCAAAAGAUAAUUAGCUAUAAAUAUAUAUAACAUCUAUUUCAUGUGAAACAUCUGUGUGG